This is a messenger RNA of Mauremys mutica (yellowpond turtle), 1959 nucleotides long. It is a transcript of the gene XKR4, whose product is annotated as XK related 4. Bases 1 to 1959 code for a protein of 652 amino acids. The transcript has 3 exons. Gene Ontology annotation, cellular component: plasma membrane. The record is from RefSeq and is a predicted model, not a curated record. NCBI's taxonomy places the organism in Eukaryota, Metazoa, Chordata, Testudines, Geoemydidae. Gene Ontology annotation, biological process: phosphatidylserine exposure on apoptotic cell surface; engulfment of apoptotic cell; apoptotic process involved in development.
AUGGCCGCGAAGUCGGACGGGCGGCUGAAGAUGAAGAAGGGCGGCGAGGUGGCGUUCACGCCGCUGCAGAACUCGGACCACUCGGGCUCGGUGCAGGCGCUGGCCCCGGGGCUGCCCUCGGGCGCGGGGCCGGGCGGCGGCGACGACGAGGCACCGGGGGGCGGCUGCUGCAGCGGCAGCGGCGGGGACGGCUCGGGCGGCGGCUCCAGCUGCUGCUGCGGCGGCGGCGGGGGAAGAGGCGGCGGUGGCGGCUCCCGGGGCUCGGGCGGGGGCUCGUCGUCGCUGUGCCUGCGGCUGGGCCGGGAGCAGCGGCGCUACUCGCUGUGGGACUGCCUGUGGAUCCUGGCCGCCUUGGCCGUGUACUUCGCCGACGUGGGCACCGACAUCUGGCUGGCGGUCGAUUACUACCUGCGGGGCCAGCGCUGGUGGUUCGGGCUGACCCUCUUCUUCGUGCUGCUCGGCUCCCUCUCCGUGCAGGUGUUCAGCUUCCGCUGGUUCGUGCACGACUUCAGCACCGAGGACAGCGCCGCCGCCGCCGCAGCUGCUGCCGGCCACUGCCCGGCCGCCGAGAGCAAACUGCUGGUGAGCAGCGGCUCGGCGGCCGGCGACAUGGACGCCCCUCGCCCCUGCACGCCGCAGAGGCAGGCGUCCAACGCCAGCAAAAGCAACGCCACAACGGCCACCAACAGCAGCAACAGCAGCAGCAGCACCAGCGGCGGCAGGGCCGGCAAGAGCAGGUCCGCCUCCUGCGCCUUCUGCAUCUGGCUCCUGCAGUCCCUCAUCCACAUCCUGCAGCUCGGGCAGAUCUGGAGGUAUUUCCAUACAAUAUACUUAGGUAUCCGCAGUCGACAGAGUGGAGAGAACGACAGAUGGAGGUUUUAUUGGAAAAUGGUCUAUGAGUAUGCAGAUGUGAGUAUGCUGCACUUGCUAGCCACGUUUCUGGAAAGUGCACCACAGCUGGUUCUGCAGCUCUGUAUUGUUGUACAGACUCUUACUCUACAGGCUCUCCAAGGUCUUACAGCUGCAGCAUCUCUUGUGUCCCUGGCUUGGGCUUUGGCUUCCUACCAGAAAGCCCUCCGUGACUCCCGCGAUGACAAGAAACCCAUCAGUUAUAUGGCUGUUAUAAUCCAGUUUUGCUGGCAUUUCUUCACAAUUGCAGCCAGGGUCAUUACUUUUGCUCUCUUUGCCUCAGUUUUCCAGCUGUACUUUGGGAUCUUCAUAGUCCUCCACUGGUGUAUCAUGACCUUCUGGAUCGUCCAUUGUGAAACAGAGUUCUGCAUCACUAAAUGGGAAGAGAUAGUGUUUGAUAUGGUUGUUGGGAUUAUCUAUAUCUUUAGCUGGUUCAAUGUCAAGGAAGGAAGGACACGUUGUAGGCUCUUCAUUUACUAUUUUGUGAUCCUUUUGGAAAACACUGCCUUGAGUGCUCUCUGGUAUCUGUACAAGGCCCCGCUGAUCUCUGAUGCUUUCGCCAUACCAGCACUGUGUGUAGUGUUCAGCAGCUUUUUAACAGGCAUUGUUUUUAUGCUGAUGUACUAUGCCUUCUUUCAUCCCAAUGGACCAAGAUUCGGGCAGUCGCCAAGCUGUGCUUGUGAGGACCCUGUCGCUGCCUUCACUAUGCCCCCAGAAGUGGCAACAAACACUCUAAGGUCUAUCUCUAACAAUCGGAGUGUCACAAGUGAUCGGGAUCAGAAAUUGGCAGAGAGGGAUGGGUGCGUGCCUGUCUUCCAGGUAAGGCCCACUGCACCUUCAACACCUUCAUCCCGGCCGCCAAGGAUUGAAGAGUCAGUCAUUAAAAUUGAUCUGUUCAGGAACAGAUACCCGGCCUGGGAGAGACACGUGUUGGACAGAAGCCUGAGGAAGGCUAUCUUAGCUUUUGAAUGUUCCCCCGCUCCUCCACGGCUACAGUACAAAGACGAUGCCCUUAUUCAGGAGCGCUUGGAAUAUGAAACCACUUUAUAA